CCGAAAGUGAGUGUAAAUGUGUAAAACGCUAGAAAUGAGUUGUCGCUCCUUUCUGGCUCAUGAGUCGGUGUGAUUAGAUGACAUUUCUGUCAGCGAUGUUGUGAUAGUUCAGGAUGCUUGUCGGCUACAGCAGCAGCUCUGAGGAGGAAAACGAGGCGACACACGCGGAAAACUGUUCUCAAAAGCGUCAGAAGGAAGAUGAUGGAAGUAAAGACUUCCCAGACAAGAAGAAGCCCAGAAUUGAGGAUCUGGCUCCCAAAACGAGACUGCCUCUCCCCGGUUGUGUCCUGGCCAUGUUUCCAGAUGAAGUGGAUCCAGAGACUGAAGACAGCUCCCUUCAUGGUGGACGCAUUCGCUCUUUCAAGCAUGAGAGAGGGAACUGGGCCACUUAUGUUUAUGUGCCAUACCAUCCUGAGGAGGAGUUCCAGGAGCUGCUGGAGGAGGUGCUCUCGACAGCAGGGACCCGGGGUGUGGUUCUGACUCAGCAGGAGGAGUUCCAUCUCAGUCUGUCUCAGACGGUCGUGCUCAAGCACCACUGGAUUCAACCCUUCAUGCAGAGCCUCAGGGCAAGCCUGGCUCGCUGUAAACGGUUUGAGUGCUCAGCAAGGACACUGAGGGUCUAUUGUAAUGCCGAAAGAACAAGGACAUUCCUGGGGAUGGAAGUGAUGACUGGGCAACCUCAGCUGUUGGAUCUGGCCCGAGUUGUUGACAAAACAAUGACAGAUUUUCAACUGGAAACUUUCUAUAAAGAUCCUUCAUUCCACGUGAGUCUGGCCUGGUGUGUUGGAGACCGCACAGACAACAUGAAAGAGUUCCUCCAGGAGUUGCAGAGUGUGGUAGACGACCAUGAAGAAGGACCAUUCCUGGUGAGGCUGGACUGUGCAGAACUACGCUGCAGGACAGGAAACAAAACUUUCCACUUCCCUUUGCAGCCGUAACACUUGAUGCAACUGAAACUAUUUCCAGAUCAGGCAAUUGUGUCAAGUCUUCUAGCCCGUUUUUAAUGUUACGAGAAGACUCACGGCACAGUAGAGAUGACUGAGACUCUCUCUGAGACCUCUUUACCAACUGCUGAUGGAUGUGUGAAACGAUGAAGACUCAAGAGUUUCCAAUUAUUUCUGUAUUAUAUGAGAACUGUUUAU
Messenger RNA from Cololabis saira (Pacific saury), 1142 nucleotides. It is a transcript of the gene usb1, whose product is annotated as U6 snRNA biogenesis 1. Gene Ontology annotation, biological process: U6 snRNA 3'-end processing. Gene Ontology annotation, molecular function: 3'-5'-RNA exonuclease activity. The transcript has 7 exons. The record is from RefSeq and is a predicted model, not a curated record. NCBI's taxonomy places the organism in Eukaryota, Metazoa, Chordata, Actinopteri, Beloniformes, Belonidae. Gene Ontology annotation, cellular component: nucleus. The coding region runs from base 114 to 938 and encodes 274 amino acids.